AAAUAUUAAGAAAGGCUUAUUAUUUCAUCCAAACAAAUUAUGAAUGAUGAUUUCAGCCACCUUGAUUCUCACUUUUAUAGCAGUUCAGAUAUUGAAGAUACGAUAUCAAUCCAAUCACAAACAUUAACAGAAUCAACACAAGCACAGGAUUAUGAGGAUAGGGGGGAGUCAGAUGAUGACUAUGAGGAUAAUUACGAUGAAAAUAGGUCAGAUAUUAUGUCUUUGAAGAAUCUGAAUUUAGAAGAUAAUCAUCUUGAUAUACAAGAUACAUAUGAGGAACCAAAAGAUAUUGAACUUAAAGAAGAUCUACCAGACUGGGCAUGCAGCUAUUGUGGGAUUUAUACGCCAAGUUCUGUUUUAAAGUGUUUAACGUGUGGUAAAUGGUUUUGUAAUUCUCGAGGAAAUACAAGUAGUAGUCAUAUUGUUAAACAUUUAGUUCGUGCUCGCCAUAAAGAUGUUAUGCUUCAUCAUAAUAGUCCUUUGGGAGAGACGGUUUUAGAAUGUUAUAAUUGUGGAAUUAAAAAUGUAUUUCUUUUGGGAUUUAUUCCAGCUAAAAGCGAUACAGUUGUUGUUCUACUUUGUCGUCAACCUUGUGCUUCAACGCAAAGUUCUAAAGAUAUGAAUUGGGAUACAUCACAAUGGCAACCUCUUAUCGAUGAUCGUAGUUUUCUUCCAUGGCUAGUAUCAAUCCCUACAGAACACGAAGUAUUGCGCGCAAGACAGAUAAGUUCAUAUCAAAUCAAUAAAUUGGAGGAUUUAUGGAAAGAAAAUUCUAAAGCAACACUUCAGGAUCUUGAAAAGCCCGGAAUUGAUGACGAACCAGUUCCAGUACUUUUGAAAUAUGAAGAUGCAUAUCAAUAUCAAAAUAUUUUUGGUCCUCUUGUAAAAAUAGAAGCAGAUUAUGAUAGGAAGGUUAAAGAAUCACAGACACAGGAUGGAAUAGUUGUACGUUGGGACAUAGGAUUAAAUCAAAAAUAUCUAGCAUAUUUUAAGAUCAAAGUCUUAGAAGCAGGUGAUUUAAAAGUUGCAGUUGGGGAUGAAAUGCGUUUAAGAUAUCUUGGAGAAUUGAGGAAUCAUUGGGAAAGCAUUGGUUAUGUUAUUAAAAUACCUAAUAAUAUUUCAGAUGAAGUUGGUCUUGAACUUAAAAAAAGUGAUAAAAUUCAAACAGAUUGUACACACAAUUUUUCUAUUGAUUAUGUUUGGAAAAGUACUAGUUUUGACAGGAUGCAAAUGGCAUUAAAACAACUUGCAAUCAAUGAAACUAGUGUCAGUGGAUAUAUAUAUCAUAAGCUCUUAGGGCAUGAUAUUGCACCAUUGGUAUUGAAGACACAAAUGCCUAAACGGUUUUCGAGUCCUGGACUUCCAGAACUUAAUGUAAGUCAAGUUCACGCUGUACGAAGUGUUCUUCAAAAGCCUUUGUCUCUUAUUCAGGGACCUCCAGGUACUGGUAAAACAGUUACAUCUGCUACUAUAGUUUAUCAUCUUGCAAAGAUGAAUCCAGGUCAAGUCUUAGUAUGCGCUCCGUCAAAUGUGGCAGUAGAUCAGCUUUGUAAAAAGAUACAUCAAACUGGUCUUAAAGUAGUAAGAGUUUCUGCAAAAUCUAGAGAGGAUUUAGAGUCUCCUGUUGCUUUUUUAACUUUACAUGAACAAGUUCGGAAUAAUGAUACAAACACUGAAUUGCAGAAAUUGAUUCAAUUGAGAGAUGAACUUGGAGAAUUAAGUAGUCAAGACGAAAAAAAGUAUAAAGCUUUAGUAAAAGCCUGUGAAAAGGAGAUUUUAUCGAAUGCGGAUGUUAUUUGUGCUACUUGUGUUGGUUGUGGUGAUCCUCGUUUAUCUAGAUUUAAAUUUCGUACAGUAUUAAUUGAUGAAGCAACACAAGCAACCGAGCCAGAGUGCAUGAUUCCUUUGGUUAUGGGCUGUAAGCAGGUCGUUCUUGUAGGCGAUCAUCAACAGCUUGGUCCUGUAAUUAUGAAUAAAAAAGCUGCAAAAGCAGGUCUUCAACAAUCGCUUUUUGAAAGAUUAGUUAUUCUAGGAAUUUCUCCAAUCAGACUUACUGUUCAAUAUAGAAUGCAUCCUUGUUUAAGUGAAUUUCCAAGUAAUAUGUUUUAUGAAGGAACUUUGCAAAAUGGUGUUAGUAAAAAUGAAAGACUUCGUAAAAAUGUAGAUUUUCCAUGGCCUGUAAAUGAUACGCCUAUGAUGUUUCAUAUAAGUCUUGGCCAGGAAGAGAUCUCAUCUAGUGGAACUUCUUAUCUUAAUAGAACGGAAGCUUCAAACUGUGAGAAAAUUAUAGUAAAAUUUUUUAAAGCUGGUGUAAAGUUUUCACAAAUUGGUAUUAUUACGCCAUAUGAGGGGCAAAGAUCAUAUAUUGUAUCAUCAAUGCAGCAAAGUGGUUCUCUGCGAAAGGAUCUAUAUAAAGAGAUUGAAGUGGCGAGUGUUGAUGCAUUCCAAGGAAGAGAAAAAGAUUAUAUUAUUGUUUCUUGUGUUCGUUCUAAUGAGCACCAAGGAAUUGGUUUUUUAAGUGAUCCAAGAAGACUUAAUGUUGCUCUUACUAGAGCAAAGUAUGGUAUAGUUAUAUUGGGUAAUCCUAAAGUGUUGUGCAAACAUCCAUUAUGGCAUUAUUUAUUAGUUCAUUACAAAGAAAAAAAUUGCCUUGUCGAGGGACCAUUAAAUAAUCUACAGGUCUCUAUGAUUCAUUUUCCUAAGCCAAAAGCCGAAUAUCGUGGAGCCCAGAGACAUACAAUGGCGCUUAAUCGUCCAUCAUAUAAAUCAUCUCGAGCACCUGCUUCUGAAUUAAUACCUAAUAAUUCAUCAAUAAUCGGAAAUAUUCCAACACAUAUUGAUUCUUAUACUUCCCAAAAUGUUUCUGGAUUUAAUACUAAUUAUUCAAAUGUCUUUUCUGGUGGAAGUUUUUUGUCAGGUUUGGACAAUUGGCCUAGUUUAUCUGUAUACGAUAAAGCAAACCAUAAGGUUGCUACUCACUCACAAGCUGACCGGAUUAUUGGUCAGAGAUUAACAUUAGGGCAGGAUUUAGAUUCUAACAUGCCAUAUAAUGAUCUAGAUGAUUAUAAAACUCAUAGGGAAUCUUAUCCUAUUUCUGGAACAUCUAUUUCUAGAGGAAAUGAUGAUGAUACUAGAAGUUUAACUACAGAAUAUACGGUUCAAAUAGGUUCUUAA
Messenger RNA from Pneumocystis murina B123, 3174 nucleotides. RefSeq lists its product as hypothetical. The record is from RefSeq and is a predicted model, not a curated record. Gene Ontology annotation, molecular function: RNA binding; zinc ion binding; RNA helicase activity. Gene Ontology annotation, biological process: nuclear-transcribed mRNA catabolic process, nonsense-mediated decay. Bases 40 to 3174 code for a protein of 1044 amino acids. NCBI's taxonomy places the organism in Eukaryota, Fungi, Ascomycota, Pneumocystomycetes, Pneumocystales, Pneumocystaceae. Gene Ontology annotation, cellular component: cytoplasm. The transcript is spliced from 11 exons.